GCUGACUCCCGAGGAAGCAACGGGACCUGCGACCGGACCGGGCGCCUCUACCUGUAUCACUACAACGAGGAGCAGCCCUACAUCCCGCUGACCGAAAUCCAGAGGAUGGACACUGCCGCCAUCCUGGACAUCAAAUGGUGCCACAUUCCCGUUGCGGAACAUCCCAUGGUUGGCAUUGCAAACUCGACAGGCGCCGUGGAGUUUUGCCACCUGACUGGGAGCGAGAAGAACAGCUGCAUGUUGGAGCCGUGCUUCAGGGUCGAUCUCGGGGCACAGCGUCUGGCCUUGUCUUUAGACUGGUCCACAGGACGAGAGCAAUGUGGAUGUCCUUUGAGAGUGAUCAACAGUGAUUCAGAGGGGAAGCUGAAUCUUUUCUCCAUAGAUGAAUCAGCUCCUUCUGUGCAUGUCCUGAACCAGUGGGAAGCUCACAAAUUUGAGGCCUGGAUUGCUGCUUUUAAUUACUGGAACACCGAUAUUGUGUAUUCAGGAGGAGAUGACAGCCUGCUGAAGGGCUGGGACACCAGAUGCAGUCCGGAGACUCCUGUCUUCACCUGCAGGAGACACUCGAUGGGUGUGUGCAGCAUUCAGUGCAGUCCCCACCGGGAGAAUCUCCUGGCUACUGGCAGCUACGACGAGCACGUGCUGUUAUGGGACACCAGGAACAUGAAGCAGCCGCUGGCAGACACUCACGUUGAAGGCGGAGUUUGGAGGCUGAAGUGGCACCCAAGCUGUGAUUUCGUGCUGUUGGCAGCCUGCAUGCAGAGCGGAUUCAAAAUCCUCGACUGCCGCGGAAGCAUGGCGGAAAACACGGAGGAAUGUAUCAUCCUGUCAUCCUAUGUCUUGCACAAUUCCUUGGCCUACGGGGCUGACUGGUCAAGGCUGUGUCCAAGGGAUUCCUUGACUGUGACACAGGACUUUGCUGCCUGCCAGUCUUCGGAGGAGCUUGUGGGAAGAUCAGAGGAAGGAGAUGAGAGACUGAAUUUGCAGGUCCAAAACCUGAAGAUAAUUUAUGAGUCUCCUACAGCUACUUUUGAUGUAAUAUUGGACGAGGAGAGUGAAAGCCCUGCCGCGUCGCUCGAAGCAGAGGCGGGUCCUAAGCUGUCUGGGGAUCCUGGCCUGGUUAGGGGCCCUGAUUUAAAGGGGAGUUCCGAUUUGGCUGGGGGUCCUGACCGAGGCAGAGAUCCCGAGUCAGCCCGUGGUUCUGACUCAGGAGCUAAGAGACCCAAUGGAACGGGCCUGGACAGGAGCAGUGAUUCAACCAGGUCUUUAGACAGCCCGAAAGAAAUGAGCAUUGUAGCAACUUGUUCUUUCUAUGACAAUAUCCUCCAUGUGUGGAAGUGGGAGAUGAGCCUGGUGGCCCCUUCGGAGACGCCAAGUACUAGAUCUGUCUCUGAAAGAACAGUUGAAAGCUUGCAUUGA
Molecule: messenger RNA, 1419 nt
Organism: Tauraco erythrolophus (red-crested turaco)
Lineage: Eukaryota; Metazoa; Chordata; Aves; Musophagiformes; Musophagidae
Source: RefSeq, a predicted model, not a curated record